Messenger RNA from Phialemonium atrogriseum, 576 nucleotides. RefSeq lists its product as uncharacterized. Gene Ontology annotation, cellular component: plasma membrane. The transcript is spliced from 5 exons. The record is from RefSeq and is a predicted model, not a curated record. Lineage: Eukaryota; Fungi; Ascomycota; Sordariomycetes; Cephalothecales; Cephalothecaceae. The coding region runs from base 1 to 576 and encodes 191 amino acids. Gene Ontology annotation, molecular function: acetate transmembrane transporter activity.
AUGGAAGGCGACAAAUCAGAUGGAGUCAGCGGGGUGUUUCAUUCCGAUGGCCAAUCUCCUCCGCUGCGCCAAUACGAAACCAACGCCAGCAUCAUGAUUCCCAAGGAUGUGUUCGAGAAGAUGUACCUCACCCCCAAACUGCCUGUCAAGGGACAUCUCCGUGACACAUUUGGGAAUCCCACUCCAUUUGGUGUGUACUACUUUUUCGGUGGAACGCUGCAGAUCAUCGGCAGCGUAUUGGAGCUCUUUCUGGGCAACACCUUUCCCUGCGUCGUGUUCGCUACCUUUGGCGCAUUCUGGCUUGCACUGGGCGUGACCGAACAGUUCGUCGUUCCCACCCUUACGACGGCGGCUGCUGCUUCACAGUUCCACUCUGGCUUUGCCUUCUUUCUGUGUUUCCUAGGUGUUUUCUUACUUGCGUCUUCUCACUGGUACGUGGCUGAGGCGAGAACAGCCACCGGUCGGAAGCUGGAGCAGUCUGUGGACUUUCCACUUUCCCUCCCGGUUGGGGACUUGAGCACAAGGUUUAAGGGUCUGUCGGCACGGAGAACAUUCCGCGAAGAAGUAAUGGCUUGA